This is a messenger RNA of Cyanistes caeruleus (blue tit), 2569 nucleotides long. The record is from RefSeq and is a predicted model, not a curated record. NCBI's taxonomy places the organism in Eukaryota, Metazoa, Chordata, Aves, Passeriformes, Paridae.
GAGCAGGCAGAGCCUGGGGGUGCGGGGGACCCCUUGCUCUGCUCGGUUUGAUUCCUUUCCUUUGCUUUUUCCUUCUGGGAAGGGAGGCAGGAGCUGCCCAGCUCUGCCUUCCUUGGCUCACACCAGAGUUUCCUGUACCCACUUUUCCUCAUCCCGAUGUUUUCUAUCCCACCAUGGCUCACCCCAAUAUUUUCUGUCCCCACCGUGCCUCACCCCGAUGUUUUCUGUCCCCAUUGUGCCUCACCCUGAUGUUUUUUGUUCCCACCAUGGCUCACACCAGUGUUUUCUGUACCCACUUUUCCUCAUCCUCGUGUUUUCUAUCCCAAAUUUUCCUCACCCCGGUGUUUUCUGUCCCACCAUGGCUCACCCUGGUGUUUUCUGUCCCCAUCAUAGUUCAUCCUGAUGUUUUCUCUCCCCACUUUUCCUCACCCCGAUGUUUUCUGUCCCCAUUGUGCCUCACCCCAAUGUUUUCUAUCCCCACUUUUCCUCACCCCGGUGUUUUCUAUCCCCAUUUUUCCUCACCCCAAUGUUUUCUAUCCCCACUUUUCCUCACCCCGGUGAUUUCUCUCCCCACUUUUCCUCAUCCCAAUGUUUUCUAUCCCCAUUGUGCCUCACCCCAAUGUUUUCUAUCCCCACUUUUCCUCAUCCCAAUGUUUUCUAUCCCCACUUUUCCUCACCCCGGUGAUUUCUCUCCCCACUUUUCCUCACCCCGAUGUUUUCUAUCUCCACUUUUCCUCACCCCGGUGUUUUCUAUCCCCAUUUUUCCUCACCCCAGUGUUUUCUAUCCCCAGACAAGGCUGAGAACGGGGAGCCCUACCAGCGGAGGAGGGGAGUGGGGUCCCCCCUUGCCGAGGACCCCCCGGCAUUCCCGGCUCCCCGUGACGGAGCCGCCCUGGCCGGGAGCAGCAGCUGGAGGAGGAUCACGCUGAUGAUCCUGGCUAUCACCAUCCACAACAUCCCCGAGGGCCUGGCGGUGGGAGUUGGAUUCGGGGCCGUUGGAAAAUCCGCAUCCGCCACAUUCCAAAGCGCCAGGAACUUAGCCAUUGGGAUUGGGAUCCAGAACUUCCCGGAGGGCCUGGCUGUCAGCCUGCCUCUGCGUGGCGCGGGAUUUUCCACCUGGAAAUCCUUCUGGUACGGCCAGCUGAGCGGGAUGGUGGAGCCCCUGGCCGGCGUGCUGGGCGCCUGGGCCGUGGCGCUGGCGGAGCCGCUGCUGCCCUACGCGCUGGGAUUCGCGGCUGGAGCCAUGGUGUACGUGGUGAUGGACGACAUCAUCCCCGAGGCACACACCAGCGGUAACGGGAAGCUGGCGUCCUGGAGCUCCAUGCUGGGAUUUGUGGUGAUGAUGUCCCUGGAUGUGGGGCUGGGAUAGGGCAGCGCCGCGUUCCCCGCAGGAGCCGUCAGAGCCCCGCGUGCCGCGGGAUUGGGACCGGCCGCGCCUCGGCCCGGGACUGGAUCUGUACAUAGAUUUUUUUGGGAUCUGGUUUGGUGUUGAUUCCCUCUGAUUUUGUAUCUCCCCCUCCCCUCCGAGUUCCUGGCGAGCGCAAACGUGGGUGGGUCCUCCCAGAUCCUGCUUUGGUUUUCCUCUUGGAAGCGGUGUUGGAUGGAGCUGGGCUGGAUUCUCCAAGGAAAGGCACUCGGGGUUUUGAUCGGAGCUUGGGAAUUCCCUGUCCCGUGUGGAGAAGGUGACAAAGCUUGGGAUCGCAGCUCUGCCACGUCCUGCUGCUCCUCGGGAAUUGGUUUGGAUGGAUGGAGACAGUCCAGGCAAAUAAAGAUGAAAUUCCUUGGGAUCUCUGCAAGAGGGAAAUGUCAUUUUUUUCCUAAACGUGUCUCCAGCGGGCAGUGUCCAAUGAUCCGGGGUGUUCUCUGGGGGAAAAUCCAGCAGGAAAGGAGGAUUGGAGCGUUUUCCAGCACGUGACGGGGCUCCACACGGGCCCUGCCUGGAUGCAAUUCCAUGUGGGGCUCUCCAGCCUUCCCAAGGGACUCAGAAUUCCCUGAAGAGCCAAGCCAGGGUUAUCCCGGUCACCCGCAGGAAGAGCCGAGCCAGCACCGGAGCGUUCCAGGAUGAGCGAAUGAAUCCCUUGGGAUGAAUUAAUUAUCCCACCCGGAGAGCCAGGAACACGCACGGGGCUCUCUGCCCCUUCUCCCGCUGCUUCCCAAGUUUCUCAUGGAAUGGCUCUUCCUGGGAGCUGAGGAUUGAUCCCGGCUGAGCAGCGAGUCCCCCGGGCAGGAGGGAAUUGCCGGGGUUGGAAGGAUGCUGCAAAUCCCAGCUCCCAUCUCCAGCAGCAAGGGCUUCCCUGAGCCCUCCCGUGGGAAUAACUGGAUCUCCUGGCUGCCUCCUGCUGCUCAGCCCCUCUGGAAGCGGGGCUGGGAUAUCCCGGAUCCGCCUUUGGUCCCGCCGGAGCCCAAGGGUUGGAAUAAACUGAGCUGGGGCUGGCCCUUUUUGUAUGAUCCUUGUUUUUCCGUUGGAUUUCCUUUCUGUGUCCCCCUGGAUGAUCCAAAGCUCCUGUUUGCCCAUGGAUUUGACCUUUUAACUGUGAUUGCUUUCAAUAAAUGGGAAAUGGAGUUUGCA